Molecule: messenger RNA, 362 nt
Organism: Loxodonta africana (African savanna elephant)
Lineage: Eukaryota; Metazoa; Chordata; Mammalia; Proboscidea; Elephantidae
Product: beta-defensin 107A-like
Exons: 2
Coding region: 7-207 (66 amino acids)
Biological process (GO): defense response to bacterium; innate immune response; cell chemotaxis
Cellular component (GO): extracellular region
Molecular function (GO): chemoattractant activity; CCR6 chemokine receptor binding
Source: RefSeq, a predicted model, not a curated record
GCAGCCAUGAGAAUCUUUUUCUUAAUUUUUGCUGCUUUCAUUCUUCUUGCUCAAAUUUUCCCAGCCAGGGGAGCACUUCAAAGACAACUGCAUUGUAACAAAAUGAGUGGUCGUUGCGAAGCAGAAUGCCUUGACUUUGAAGAGAAGAUAGGGGGCUGUCGAGCUGAAUUAACACCAUUUUGCUGCAAAAAAGCAAGGAAAAAUUAAAAGCAGUAACCACAAAACAGAAGAGAUGAAAAUUCUCUAGCUUUGAUCUCAGUGGUGCAGACUUCUCAGUCCCUUCUCUCUUUAACCUCCAAGUUUUGGAUUCUCUGAAGAUGUCUUGGUCCUCUUUCUGAUACUGCACGGGAAAUACUCUUUCU